Molecule: messenger RNA, 2752 nt
Organism: Hyalella azteca
Lineage: Eukaryota; Metazoa; Arthropoda; Malacostraca; Amphipoda; Hyalellidae
Product: progesterone-induced-blocking factor 1
Exons: 7
Coding region: 1-1998 (665 amino acids)
Biological process (GO): cilium assembly
Cellular component (GO): centriolar satellite
Source: RefSeq, a predicted model, not a curated record
AUGAGUAGCAUCAACCCCAGCAGCAGCAGCAACAGUGCAGCUACAGUUCCUUGUUUGCUCAGGAAUGUCGGGGAGGGCGACAGAGCGGAGUUACUGCGCACCAUCGAGCUCUUGAAGCUGCAGGUAGCUGCGCGGGACGAGCAGCUGGCGCGGGCGGCGGCGCAGCGCGAGGUGGCCGUGGCGCGCGUCGCCGAGCAGAAGAACGGCGUCGUCAGCGCUGCUCUCGCCGACGUGCAGAGGUUACAAGAGUCGCUGGCAGCGCGUGAGCGCGAGACGAGCGAGAUACGCGAGCGAGCGGCGCGUGAGCUGGCAACCCUCACGUCCAAGUGUGCGCUGCUGCAGGCCAACAUGACGCGGCUGGGGGCACUCGAGAGCGCGGCACGAGCAUCGCUCCUGCAGCUGCACCUUCGUCAGGAGGAAUACGACCGCCUCAUAAACGUCCCCCAGGAGGAGCUGUCCUUAGCGCAGUACGCCUCGCUGCGACUACAUGAGCAGCUGCAACCUCUGCGGGCAAGUGUAGCGCAGCUGCAGAGCACCCGUACGCAGCUGCAGGAUCAGCUGCAGCACACGCAGCAGCAGCUGCACACCAGCAAAGAAGAAGCGGCUAACCUGCGCCUGCAGUUGCAGGAACGGCAAGGCGAAACCGAUGGUCUGAAAUUACAGGUAUCAAGACUUCGAGACCAAAUAAAAUCUGAAGACUUCCGUGUUCAAAACUACGAUCGCGUGAAGAAUGAACGAGAAACGUUCCAUGAAGAUCUCAUUGAACUUCGAAAAAAACACGAAUCCGCGUGUCUCGAACUUGAGAGUUUGAAGAAAGAUCACUUUAUGUUGACAGAGAACUUGGACUCAACUAAAAUAUUAAAUCGUAGACUAGAGAAUGAACUCGCGUCUUUGAAAGGAAACUUUCAAGAUUUGCAGCGCCGGACAGCGAAGGUUGCUAGUGAAAGCGAAUCAGCCAGCGCACAGCUGAGGGCUGAACGAGACUCGAAUCACGAAUUACACGGCAAAUACAUCGCGUUCAAGUCAGAAGUAGCGAUGUUAAAGGUAAAUUUACGUGACUGUGAACAAGAUAGAAAUGUUAUUAAGUCUCGUUUCGAAGAAUCUUUACAGUGCAAUGCUGAACUUGAGCGUCGCCUAGAAGAUGUCACUGCGAGGAACAAAGCCAUUGCAACCGAGCUCGAGAAAUGCCAGAUCAAGUGCAGCAGGAGCAAAGAUCAGUACGAGGAGGAAAUCUCAGAAUUACGAUCUGAAGUUUUAAGUGCUACUAAAUUAGAAAAAACUGCAUCCGAGAAAUGUAUGUCUUUGAAGAGUGAAGUACAAAGACUGAGAUCGGACUUAACUCUCUUGAAUAUUGAAAAAGACAGGAAAAUGUCUUCUCUCCAGGCUGAGUUGCGCGAAGUAACCUCUUCUCUGGAUGCAUACAAAAACCUGGAGAAAGAAUACGAAGAAAGUUUGCAUGCAAUUGAAAAUCCAGAGGGUGGGAACGCACAGUUAUUUCCAAGCUUGUGUCUCAGAGGCAAUAAAGUUAUCGAACAAAUUGUCAAGCUUAGCGGUCAGGUACUGAAACUUCAGAGAGAAAAUACAGACGCAAAAAACACAAUCAGACAGCUCACUGAGGCUCUAGAGAAACUGGGAAGUUCGCUUUAUUCCUACAAGUGUGCGGUAAGCAGUAUGGCUGAGCCCGAACGAUCACUCCACGAGAAAAUAAUCUCCCAGCAGGACCAAAUAACCUCCCUCAACGACGCCCUCCAGGCAACUGAGGCCCAGAAAUCCAAGAUUGCUUCGCUCAGCAACAAAGUACGACGAUUGUCGGAGAGCCUUGAAGCUUGCGGACCGCAGGCUAACGAGCUCAAGAAACUCAAAGAUGAUGUCAAUGCCAUGAAGGAUGUGAUCAUCAGGUCUUUAAAUCUCGACGGAUCGAUCCCAAGAAGACCCAAAAAUGUUCUACCUUCUGCCAUUUCAAUUACAAAAAACGUGAGUAGAGGUGUGGAAAAAUGAUGCCUUCGAAAAUUUGGCAAGUUCAGUAAGUACAAAGGUAUUAUUAUACUGCUUUAUCUACACAUUUUUUCUACUGCCAUGUCUACAUAUUCCCUCUGCUGCUUUGUCUACACAUUUCCUCUACUGCUAUGUCUAAAUAUUUCAUCUACUGCUAUGUCUACACAUUUCCUCUACUGCUAUAGCUACUCAUUUUCUCUACUGAUAUGUCUACAUAUUUCCUGCUAGAACAUUCCCGCUCUCAUUUUACACAAUUUAUGCAUUAUCCUCAUAUGCCGGAUGAAGAGUGCUAAUUUUGCUCUAGUUAAUUCCCACGCCGUUUACUGGUUGACUAAUUCAAAGCUUGAGAACAAACAGCUCAACAGGAAAUGAAACUCUAUCUUAUUUGUAUUUAUAAAUUUGAUUUUUUGAAAUGAAGCAAAGUUUGUGAUUGUCACAAUUGAAAUAUCUAACACUACGUAGAGUUGGGAAAAUUAUUCGUCAACUUCCGAGUUCAAUCAUUGGCCCAUCGCAAUGCUCUACAGUCUACACGGUCCUCUUCCAGCAGAAGUCGGGGAAGAUAGCCUGGUUUGGAGGAUCUUAGUGUCGAGUGUUCUGUGUUGUCUCAUGAGUUCUGUGUUGUAUGGAGUGUUCUGUGUUGACUUACGAGUUCUGUGUUGUCUCGAGUGUUCUGCAUUGACUCACGAGUUCUUGACUUACGACUUCUGUGUUGUCUCGUGUGUUCUGCAUUGACUUACGAGUUCUGUGUUGUCUCGUG